UUGAAUUUGUGAGCGAGGUUCAAUUGGCUUAACACUUACCAGUUAUCAGUCAGUAAAAUUUUGGUGUAAGUUUGAGAUUGCACUAUAAUUCUCUAAAAAUGGCGAAACGAAUUACCCAAAGCUCGAUUAACUGGGCUGCUAUAGCUGAAAGAGUGCCGCCUAACCAAAAAUCCAACUUGUCUGCUUUUAAAAUGAAGUCGGACUCCUACCUCAGAAGAGUUUUGGCUAACCCUCCUGAGCCGCCUAAGAUUAAUUGGUCUCAAUACAAAUCUGCAAUCACUGUCCCUGGCAUGGUAGACAACUUCCAGAAACAAUAUGAAGCUUUGAAGAUUCCUUACCCAGCGGACACACUCACCUCUCAAAUUGAUAGUCAAUGGGCUCAGAUUCAAAAAGAAAUUGACGAUUUUAUCAGCCAAUCUAACGCUAACAUUGCCAAAUAUGAAAAGGAAGUUGCUGAAACCAAGGCCUUAUUGCCAUUUGACCAGAUGACAAUGGAGGACUUCCGUGAUUCAUACCCAGAAUUGGCUCUCGAUCCCAUCAACAAGCCUACCUUCUGGCCCCACGAACCUGAAGACCAGAUUGACUAUGUUGACCCAGAGGGCAACAAAGCAGCACCAAGUCAUUAAAGAUUUUUUUAGAUUAUUUUCCAAUAAUAAAUGUAAAGAUCAUGUGUAUUUAUCAUGUAGGAAUAAAAUUAUUUGAGAUCAA
Molecule: messenger RNA, 708 nt
Organism: Pieris brassicae (large cabbage white)
Lineage: Eukaryota; Metazoa; Arthropoda; Insecta; Lepidoptera; Pieridae
Gene: ATPsynD
Product: ATP synthase subunit d, mitochondrial
Exons: 3
Coding region: 99-626 (175 amino acids)
Biological process (GO): proton motive force-driven ATP synthesis
Molecular function (GO): proton transmembrane transporter activity
Source: RefSeq, a predicted model, not a curated record